Molecule: messenger RNA, 1120 nt
Organism: Meriones unguiculatus (Mongolian gerbil)
Lineage: Eukaryota; Metazoa; Chordata; Mammalia; Rodentia; Muridae
Gene: Tpsg1
Product: tryptase gamma 1
Exons: 4
Coding region: 130-1071 (313 amino acids)
Biological process (GO): proteolysis
Molecular function (GO): serine-type endopeptidase activity
Source: RefSeq, a predicted model, not a curated record
CAGAGGCUUGGGAUGUAGGUGUGGGGACACCUACAGACACAGACCCUGCUAAGACCGUCCUCAAGGAGAAUGUAGAGGUUGUGAGGGGCUGAGGUUGGGCUAGCACUCAGUGCCUCCCAGCUGUUGUUUAUGGCCUGUGGCUGGUGCCACUCUACCCUGGGAUCACGAUGGCUGCUGGCCAGGCCACACCCACCUGGCUGGGCCUCACCUACCUGGCUAGAUCCUAGUUCUAGCUUCUCGGGAUGGGAACAUCUACCUCAGAGCCACCUUGGGACCCUGCAGGGGCCAGUGGUUAGGCCCAUGGAGCCAGAGUCACUCCCGUGGACAACUUCCCUAAUCCUGUCUCCAUCCUUCAGGUCUGUGAAUUCGUCUGAUUACCAGGUGCACUUGGGAGAGCUGACGAUCACCCUGUCUCCCCAUUUCUCCACUGUGAAGCAGAUCAUCCUGUACUCGAACCCCCCAGGACCACCAGGGUCCAGUGGGGACAUUGCGCUGGUGCAGCUGGACAGCCCUGUGGCCCUUUCCAGCCAGGUCCAGCCCGUGUGCCUCCCAGAGGCCUCAGCUGACUUCUACCCUGGGAUGCAGUGCUGGGUGACAGGCUGGGGCUAUACACGGGAGGGAGAGCCUUUGAAGCCCCCAUACAACCUGCAGGAGGCAGAGGUCUCCGUGGUGGACGUGAAGACCUGCAGCCAGCGGUACAGCAGCCCCAAUGGCAGCCUCAUCCAGCCAGACAUGCUAUGUGCCCAGGGCCCUGGGGAUGCCUGCCAGGAUGACUCUGGCGGGCCCUUGGUCUGCCAGGUGGCUGGGACCUGGCAGCAGGCCGGUGUCGUCAGCUGGGGUGAGGGCUGUGGCCGCCCUGACCGCCCUGGUGUCUACGCUCGAGUUACUGCCUAUGUAAACUGGAUCCAUCACCAUGUCCCGGAACCAGGGGGCUCAGGAAUGCAAGGGCUUUCCUGGAUUCCCCUCCUGGCUGGCCUCUUCUUGCCAAGCCUUCUCCUGCUGCUGGUCUCUGGAGUCCUGAUGGCCAAGUGCUGGCUGGGUUCUCCCUCCCACCCAACUCCAGACCUCUGACUCAGGUGUCACAACCCAAGUGUCUUAAAUAAGUUAAGUGUUUUAUUCA